Messenger RNA from Asterias rubens (European starfish), 2631 nucleotides. Its product is annotated as heterogeneous nuclear ribonucleoprotein C-like. The transcript is spliced from 6 exons. Gene Ontology annotation, molecular function: RNA binding. Bases 219 to 977 code for a protein of 252 amino acids. The record is from RefSeq and is a predicted model, not a curated record. Gene Ontology annotation, cellular component: nucleus. Lineage: Eukaryota; Metazoa; Echinodermata; Asteroidea; Forcipulatida; Asteriidae.
UUAUCCAUUGUCGAUUAGCUCCAUGAUUCAAUGUAAAUUUCGCUUUUGGAAACAAAAGAACUAAACAAAUCACAAAUGUAGGAAUUUCACGGUGUGUAGCAGCCGUGUUUUUUUCAUUACCAACGUGACAUUUUUGGCAACCUUUUUGGAGCCUUUUUUGGGAUCCUUAUAGCUGACUUUUAUUGAACAACAUUUUUCUAACAUAAGGCUGUUACAUAAUGAACAGUAUGUUUGGAGGCCAUAAUCCAGGUGGAUUCGGCUUUGGUCAUGGCCAGCACAGUGGUUUUAGCAAUCCACAGGGUGGUCACGGACACGGAGGCCCGUUCGGGAAUCCCCACAAUGCAGGCGCCCACGGCGGCGCCAAUCAAUUCUCCCAGCUCACCCCCGGCAUCAGCAACGUGACGAACCUCAACGACAUGAAGUCCAAGGCUUCGCGCAUCUUCAUCGGGAACCUUAACACGGGCUUCGUUCAGCAGCAGGAUAUUGAGAAGCUUUUCGGCAAGUAUGGCAGGAUUACCGGGAUCAGUAUCCACGAGGGCUUUGGCUUUGUGCAGUACACCAAUGAGCUCAAUGCCAGGCAAGCUAGGGAAGGAGAAUAUGGAGCCGUCCUUGCUAGACAACCCCUAGAUGUAAGAAUUGCUAGUGAACCAAAUCCCAACCGGCCAAAAGGUUUCAAGAGAGUGCAGGGAACUGUAAGCAGUGGUUACAUUGAUCCAGCUAGUCUCCCUGUCAUUAUUCCAUCUGGCCCACCAGCAGCCAAAAAACAGAAGACUUUCUCAGGGAGGAAGGCCCAACAAUUUGAUGGACAGGGUCCCUCCCAGUGGAUCUGUUCCUACUGCAAGGAUGAGGCAGACGAUGCAUGGGAGUUGAUGAAGCACGUGGCCAUUGGCCAUAAGACACAAAUCUAUGUUGAUGAUCCUGCAGAGCUGGCGGUAGCAGACAAUGAACAGAAUGUCCUUUACGAUGAACUCAGUUAGAGAGCAGAGAGACAGGCCCCCGAAAUUAACCACGGCACCCAAAACAAUUGCUGCAUGGUACCCAUUUGCAAAGUUCCAAUACAAAUUAAAAUUGUCCUCAUAGAGUACACCUUACCAGAGGUAAAUAAAGCGAUCCAGUAGGCUCCGCCCAUGACGCACGUGUGAGCAACAACACGUGAGCCUCUCCAAUGCUUUUCAGCACAACUCUGCUGAGUGCGCCAAGUAUACGCGCACGCAUGUCGGACUUUAUUUGUCCGACCUUCAUUGCGUUGUGAUUAGUCAAUACGCAAUGGGGCGGAGCUUAAUGGAUUGGUCUAUCGCCAUGCCCCUUAAACUAGAGGUAAAUUGCAGUGCCUGUCAAGAGCGAAGUCCAAGGCCUUGGGGAACUCAGGAUCCUGGGGCAUUGGGGAGCUCAGGAUCCUGGGGCAUUGGGGGACUCGGGAUCUUGGGGCAUUGGGGAACUCAGGAUCCUGGGGCAUUGGGGAACUCAGGAUCCUGGGACAUUGGGGAACUCAGGAUCCUGGGGCAUUGGGGAACUCAGGAUCCUGGGGCAUUGGGGAGGUGCUUGGGCACGGAUGGCAUUGUAGUCGCUGUCGACUUUUGUCUCGAGUCUGACAUGUGAUUAGGAAGCAAUUGGAAAUUUCUCUCAACAGACCUGAAACAUUUCUCAUCUGUUCACUGGUGUAUGUGAAUAUAUUGCAAACUUCUAUUAGCGCAGUAAAGCAACAACUCUAAAUUUUAAUAAAAAAUCACCCACAUAAUUUUUAAAAAUAUAUUUCUGGGCAUAUUUUUAAGAAGGCACAAGUCCCCUUUUCAUCGGUUGUUUUUGCUGUAUUAUUGCCAAAUCUUUACCAUUAUUUCAUUUUCAAACAUGUUCAAAAACAUUUGUUGUUCACUUUUCUUUGUUCACUUGGAGUGUGUGAACAUUUGUAAACCUUUUUGUUGUUCUUGAUCAUUAUUUUUUAAGUACCGUAGACAAUAAAUCUAUUGUCUAUACUUUAUUUAGUGAAACCUUAUACUCUUGCUUAUUUUCACAUAUUAACACAUUUCUGGUUUAUAUUGUUUUGAUUGAAUCAAAUAUCUUGGUUUGUUUAUGGAUUGUUUGAUUUAUUUAGUUAUAUUAUGUACGCUUGUUAUUCAUGCAGUUUUUUCUAACAAAAUGCAGUUCAAAUUUUUUGUUUCGUUCUUUAGUUUUAAAUUUGUGUUUUUCUCCUCAAGUACUUGACCUUCCCCCCCCUGUUUCUUUUUUGUAACAAAAACAAGAACUAAAAUUUUUCAGAAAGCAUAAUUUCUGACCAUAUAUUUCUUUUGUAAUGUAUCUUUGUGACCCCAACUAGCUAGAUAAGUUUAUUAUCGCUCCCCGCUUAUUCAGAAACCUGCCAACCGCAAACAAAUUUCUAUCAGUAAUUUGAAAAGAAGAAUUGUUGGGUUUUCCUGACCGAUUGAGUGUUUCCUUACUAUACCAACAGACGCCAAGUCUAGAUUUAUUUUGUCACGUCCAACCCUGGGAGUAAAGUUGAAAUAUUGUUUCAUUCAGUUGUAAGGAAUUGACAAACUAGUUGUAUAAUAACUGUAAUGUAUAACAAAGUGAUAUGUGCAUGAAAGAUGGAGCAUUGUAAUUAUGAGUAACACAAUAAAACACUUGUGUAAACGA